Messenger RNA from Metschnikowia bicuspidata var. bicuspidata NRRL YB-4993, 2085 nucleotides. Its product is annotated as amino acid permease. Gene Ontology annotation, biological process: amino acid transmembrane transport. The record is from RefSeq and is a predicted model, not a curated record. Gene Ontology annotation, molecular function: amino acid transmembrane transporter activity. Lineage: Eukaryota; Fungi; Ascomycota; Pichiomycetes; Serinales; Metschnikowiaceae. Gene Ontology annotation, cellular component: membrane. The transcript has a single exon. Bases 275 to 2002 code for a protein of 575 amino acids.
GUUUUGCCCUGAAUAUAUGCGGCACUAUGCGCACUCGGCAUCGAAAGAAGGCAAAAACGAGAAAUCAUCGCAUCGCUUUCGGCAACCGCUUUUCGCCAGCUGCAACGCAGCCGCACAUAUAUAAUGGAAUAUCGACGGCCCAACCCGUUGGCAUUUGUCGCCACAACCAGUUAUUUUCCUUAGAUCGCUACAAUUAUCCACUAACUCAACUUUAUUACAUUUGAUUCACUUUACUGUUUAAUAAUCAUUUCAAAGACCAGCGCAUCACAAUAUUAUGUCAACUAAGUCCCUUGAGUCUAGCAGUCGGACAUAUGAGGUUUCGGGACAAAGCGGGCCAGAGCCACAAAACGGCUCCGUGUGGCAAAAUUUCAAGGACUCAUUCAAGCCUGCGGACCAGGUGGUAUUAAAUUUGGAUGACUUGGAUGAUGUGGAAAAGGCAAACUUGCGGGCCGCCAAUUCCCAGCUUCUGAAGAAAUUGAAAAAUCGCCAUUUGCAAAUGAUUGCCAUCGGCGGCUCUAUCGGAACUGGUCUUUUUGUUGGUUCUGGUUCCGCGUUAUCCACUGGCGGCCCUGGUGGGAUUGUCAUUGCUUGGGCCAUCACGGCAACCUUUGUUUUCACCACAAUGCAAGGGCUUGGAGAGCUCAGUACCACGUUCCCCAUCAGUGGUGGGUUCAACAUAUACGCCACACGAUUUAUCGAGCCGGCGGUUGGAUUUGCGAUUGGAUGGAACUACUUUCUUCAGUUCUUCGUGCUUCUUCCCUUGGAACUAGUUGCCGCGUCCAUCUCGAUUCAGUAUUGGAAUGCCGACUUGAACCCGGAUAUUUUUGUUGCCAUCUUUUGGGUACUUGUUUUUGCCAUCACCAUGAUGGGCGUUCGGUGGUACGGUGAGGCCGAGUUCAUUUUUAGCAUGAUCAAGGUCGUCACUGUUAUAGGAUUUAUUAUUUUGGGCAUAGUGCUUAUUUGCGGCGGUGGUCCCACCCAUGAUUUUGUGGGUGGCAGGUACUGGAGAAACCCCGGAGCUUUUGCCAAUGGCUUCAAGGGUGUAUGUUCCGUGUGGGUCACUGCGGCGUUUUCUUUCGGAGGAACCGAGAUGAUUGGAUUGGGUGCAGCCGAGGCGGCCAACCCAGCAAAGGCCCUUCCAAAGGCCAUCAAACAGGUGUUUCUCCGGAUCACGAUUUUCUACUUGGGAACUAUUGUGGUCAUUGCCACGCUUGUGCCGUAUGACGACAGCCGUCUUUUGAACGCCACGUCUUCUGCAGAUGCCUCGGUGUCGCCGUUUGUAAUUGCCAUUGUCAACGGUGGUAUCCAGGGCUUGCCCAGUGUGAUUAAUGCAGUAAUUUUGAUUGCUGUCUUAUCUGUGGGCAAUGCCUCUGUGUACGCGUGCUCGCGUUCUCUCAACUCGCUUGCUGAACAAGGCAUGGCGCCCAAGUGGACCGGGUAUGUCGACAGAAAAGGCCGGCCAUUGUUUGCCAUUAUCAUCACAAACUUGUUUGGACUCUUUGCGUUUAUCGCUGCCUCCGACAAGCAAGAUGACGCGUUCAACUGGCUUCUUGCAUUGUCUGGACUCUCGUCUAUCUUUACCUGGAUGUCUAUCAACUUCUCGCACAUUCGGUUCCGGGCUGCCAUGAAGCAACAGGGCCGCUCUUUGGAUGAGUUGGUAUUCCGCUCAGCAAGUGGUGUUUUGGGAUCCUGGUACGGACUUGUGAUGAACUUUUUGGUGCUUGUGGCCACGUUCUGGCUCUCGCUAUUUCCUCUCCACGAAGCCCCCAAUGCAUCAAGCUUUUUCCAGGGCUACUUGGGUCUCCCCACGAUUCUUCUCUCUUGGAUUGGGUACAAAAUCUACUCGAAGUCGUGGAGAAUGUUGAUCAGUGCUGAUAAAAUUGACUUGGACACAGGAAGACAUAUUCCAGACAUGGAUCUCAUUCGCCAGGAAGAGGCCGAGAUGGCAGCUGAGUUGGCAAACCAGUCGUGGUGGCGCCGGGCACUCGCGUACAUUUUCUAAUUGCGUCUCCUCUCUUGCAUUAUAGCAUCACAUAAAUUCAUAGGUAUUGUAAUAAUUGACUUUAUAGAUUUGACUUAGGCAGC